Petromyzon marinus (sea lamprey) is the source of this 1587-nucleotide messenger RNA. It is a transcript of the gene RABGGTB, whose product is annotated as Rab geranylgeranyltransferase subunit beta. Gene Ontology annotation, cellular component: Rab-protein geranylgeranyltransferase complex. Lineage: Eukaryota; Metazoa; Chordata; Hyperoartia; Petromyzontiformes; Petromyzontidae. Gene Ontology annotation, biological process: protein geranylgeranylation. Gene Ontology annotation, molecular function: Rab geranylgeranyltransferase activity. The record is from RefSeq and is a predicted model, not a curated record.
CAAAAUAAAUCACGACGUUUCGGACGCAACACAAGCGCAAGAACCAAAGAAUAUGAAUUCCUGCAGUGACGGAAGUUUUAAGUCAAAAUCAUACAAAAUGUUUGGCUAAUUCCAUCAACGGGUCUUUGGCAUGUCAUGGGAAACCGGAGUAUCUGAAGAAAAUCCACCACGUGUACGAGGGGAUAACCCUUAAAGCUGUGCACAGAUGGGUUCAUGAAUACACUGCACUGUCCUCCCCUGGCAUCCUCAAUCCAAGGGGGUUUGAGAGUUUUACAAAUCUCUACGCGAUCCACUGACACUUCCCUCCCAAGCGCUAAAUCACAGGAGCACAUUACCAUCACCACUCCUGGACAGGGAACUCCGGUUAAGGACGUGGUGAUCGGGUCUGACGCGCCCAGCUCCCUGCUGCUGUCCAAGCAUGCGGACUACAUCGCCGAGUACGGCUCCAAGAAGGACGACUAUGAGUACUGCAUCACGGAAUACCUGCGCAUGAGCGGCGUGUACUGGGGCCUCACCGCCAUGGAGCUCAUGGGCCAGCUGGGCCGCAUGGAUCGCGACGAGAUCCUGCGCUUCGUGUCCGAGUGUCAGCACGAGUGCGGCGGCAUCAGUGCCAGCCAGGGUCACGACCCCCACCUGCUCUACACGCUCAGCGCCGUGCAGAUCCUGGUGCUGUACGACAGCCUCUCGAGCGUGGACGUGGAGAAGGUGGUGAGCUAUGUGCGCGGCCUGCAGCAAGAAGACGGUUCGUUCGCUGGCGACAAGUGGGGGGAGAUCGACACGAGGUUUUCCUUCUGCGCUGUGGCGACGCUCGCACUGCUGGGCCGCCUCGACGCCGUGGACGUGGACAAAGCCGUCAAGUUUGUCCUGUCCUGCAUGAACUUUGACGGCGGCUUCGGGUGCCGCCCAGGCUCGGAGUCCCAUGCAGGCCAGAUAUACUGCUGCGUAGGCUUCCUAUCGGUGACCGGGCAGCUUCACCACAUCGACGCCGACCUGCUGGGCUGGUGGCUCUGCGAGCGGCAGCUGCCUUCCGGCGGGCUCAAUGGACGACCGGAAAAGCUGCCGGACGUGUGCUACUCGUGGUGGGUGCUUGCAUCACUGCAGAUGAUUGGACGCCUGCACUGGAUCGACCCCGACAAACUGCGGCGGUUCAUCCUCGCGUGCCAGGACGAGGAGACGGGGGGGUUUGCCGACCGCCCGGGAGACAUGGUGGACCCUUUCCACACGCUGUUCGGCAUCGCGGGGUUGUCCCUCCUGGGAGAGGCCCAGGUGCGGCCCGUGAACCCCGUGUUCUGCAUGCCCGAGGAGACGCUGAGGCGGAUUGGCCUGGAUCCCGACAUCUUGGACUAGGGUGCCGCCCCCCCCACCUCGCACAAGUCACGGGACACGGAGGCGUCGCAGCCGCCCUGGUUCCAGGAAAGCCGGGUCCCAGGCACGUGACCAAUCUCAGCGCCAACGCGAAACUUGACCAACAGGCAUGUGAACGAUGGACAGGGUUAAUAUAUAUUUUGGUUCUUUCGGUAAAGUCACGUUGAAGGGAAACAAUAAAAUAAUAAAUAUAUAAAACAAUUAAAUUCUCACAACAUUUCG